UCGCUAGUGUAGAUGAUUGCCUAUUGGUAGCAAGCGGUAGCCAAUUUAUUGUACUGUCCUGCAUGCGCUGACGGGUCGACUUGCCGCAAGUCUGUUUGAAAAAAAAGUGUAAGUUUGAACAUAUGACCGUGUUGUAGCCGUGCCUGUAUCUUCACAUGUCCCUUGCGAUAUCCCUAUCGUUUAUACAUCCCAUGUGCCACAAAUGCAUUGCCGGGCAUCGACACAAUGCCAUUGCCGACCACCCACCACCUGCCGUCGCUGCCGUUGAAACGCGUUUUUGCGGACAUCCCCGGGGCACCCUGCUCGCGCGCGCCACUUUGGCUGCCGCCCCCCUUCUGCCGCCGCGGGCGAUUUGGCCGGGUCUUUACGGUGUGCCGCUUGACCGCUGGUCCGGGAAACUGGGUGGCGACCACAGAGGAGCAAGGAGAGGCAUCAGCGGCGGGCCAAGAUUGUUCAAGAUGACUCAGACGGCCACCUAAUCUAUCGGAUCGGCGACUGGCUGCAAGCGAGAUGUACAGCUCCUUCCGUAACCAUUUAGCGCUCUCUAGUGUCAAAUUUUUUUUGUCAGAACCUGUCAUAGUAUUUUUGUGUGUUUCUUCACAUGUUUCCUCUCUCGUUCUUAUCAUCUGUUACUUACGAGCACCAAUUAUUCAGAUAACAUGUUUUGAUGUUAUGGUGCAUUUCAUCACAAACGCACAAGCAUAUAGUUUAACGUAAACCUCGCACAGCAAACACCUUGUGCAGAUCUGAAAGGCAAUAUUUACCUUUGCAGUAAUUCAUAAUUGAAAAGUAUUUUUUGUUUGCGUACAGUUGUCACUGACUUUGUGUUUGUCUUCCUGUUUAGAUGAAGUUAUUUCCACCUUAGGGGAAGGGACCUUUGGUAAAGUUGUUCGAUGUGCCGACCACCUCGGGGGCAAAUCUGAGGUGGCUGUAAAAAUUAUAAAAAAUGUGGACAAAUACAGAGAAGCCGCAAAGUUAGAAAUCAACGUGCUCGAAAAAAUCAACGAGAAACAUUGCGAUGGCAAACAGCUGUGUGUGCAGAUGUACGACUGGUUCGACUACCAUGGCCACAUUUGCAUCGUCUUCCAGCUGCUCGGCCUCAGCACCUUCGAUUUCCUCCGGGACAACCUCUACCUGCCUUUCCCUCUCCAUCAAGUGCGGCAUAUGGCCCACCAGCUGUGCCGCGCCGUCAAAUUUUUGCACGACAACAAGCUGACGCACACCGAUCUGAAGCCCGAGAACAUCUUGUUUGUGAAUUCCGACUUUCACGUGAAGUACAACUCCUACAAGAGAAGGAACGAACGCACAGUGAAGGACCCGACCCUGCAGGUCGUGGAUUUCGGCAGCGCGACCUUCGACCACGAGUACCACAGCACAACGGUGUCGACGCGCCACUACCGCCCGCCCGAGGUCAUCCUCGAACUCGGCUGGUCCCACCCUUGCGACGUGUGGAGCCUCGGGUGCAUCUUCUUCGAGUACUACGCAGGGUACACACUGUUCCAGACCCACGACAAUAUGGAGCACUUGGCAAUGAUGGAGAGGAUUCUGGGACGGAUUCCCUCUGACAUGAUCAGAGCGACGAGGAAGCAGAAGUAUUUCCGUCGCCGGCGGCUGGACUGGGACGAGGAUGGCAUGGCCGGCAGGUUCGUGCGUCAAAACUGCAAGCCCCUGAAGCGCUGUAUGCUGGCCUCCAGCCAGGAGCACUUGGAGCUGCUGGACCUGCUGCAGCGCAUGCUGGAGUACGAGCCGUCCCGACGCAUCACGCUCGCGCAGGCGCUGCGCCACCCCUUCUUCAGCGGCAUGGAUCCCUACUUCCCUCCCUCCGCGUGCGAUCUGAGCGCUGGAGUCGGCGCACGCGACCUCAGCCGGUGACUGAGCCGUGCUCGCUAGCGUCGCCCGACAAUGCCGCGCUCCGGCGCCUCCCGUGCCUGUCCUUCAGCCGGCGGCGCGCUCGCGCAUUCGUCUUUGCCACCGGUGCGAUACGGCCGACGGCCGGUGCGGCAGCUUUGCCUGCCCCAAAGCUCACUUGGCUCUCCCCGAAGCUUGCUUGACUUUCUGCAGGAACUGGGGGGGGGGGCCGCUUGCGAGAAAUGCCGCAGCUACUACUGCUGCGGCCAGUAGGGGGCCGUCGUUGCAGAACUAAGACUCGCGAGGAGUGGUGAAGCCGUGAUGAGGAAGACGUGUGCCAAAGCAAUGAAGGCUGGAGUGCUGGCCGUCAAUUCUGAAGACUGCCGCUAAAACAAUUGCUCGGCACCAAGUCGCGUCGUUUGCAUUGCGGAGUUCAUUGCGGCUCUGUUUUGGCGGUUCUGGUUCGUACAACAAAAGCUCUCCCCAAAAAAUGAUGUUGGAUAAAUCAGAAGUGUUUUUAACAAUCCGAAGAGGGCUUGGUCCACAGCGUGAGGGGAGGGUCAUAUUUUCUCGAUAUAAAACUCUCAUCUCAAGUUGAGGUCGUAUCACUCGUGCAAAGUUUGAAUGUUUUGUUGACGAAAACAAGUGGAAGGUAAUGUACAUAAGUUUGCCUUGGAGGUUGUGUUUUUUAAGUGUGUGGUGUCGGUGCCUGGCAGCAUGCAUGCAUGCGUGUGUUGUGAAUAAGAGCUGAGGAUCUGCAUCGCCUCUUCGGCAGAGGCCCUGUGAUGCAUGCAGUUCAGUGGCUGAGAGGCUUCUCAUUGCGCUGGCAUGGAAGUGAAAUGGCUAUCAAGUGUUAAGCGCAGAGCCACGGCCACUGCCUCGCACGGGAAUCCCCUUAUCCCUCCAAUCUCCCUCCACCAGUUAAUUGGCAAGAGCGUGGAGGAGUUCCCAUACCUCAGCAGUGUUGUUACGACGAGCCCUGGUUUGGCAGUGGAGGUUCCUUUUCAAAUUAGUUGUUGCAUCUUUUAUCAGCUGCGUAACACUUUGGGCCUGGUAAAUUGCUCAAUUCCAAGCUCCAGGUUUUCUUCGCCAGUUUUUACCACUCUUUAUGUGGAGGAGGCUUGUGAAGAACGCCACAGCAUCUUCUUGGUUCUUUUGGUAAAGUCACGUAGAAGGGAAAUAAUACAAAUAAAACAAUACAAUUCUCACGACGUUUCGACCACAACACAAGCAGCCCGUCCUCAGGUGAAGACAGAGCUGUCUGAAAGACAGCGCUCCAAUGAACACUGCUAAGCUUGGCAGCGUAUUUUAAACUGUGUGGGAGGAGAAGAGUGCCUUGACAAAGGAGUUUACAUAUCAACAGAAUAAUUUUGCAUUGAAUAAGCCGUGUUAAUGUGAGAGAAUUAGCAGGAUGUUAAAGUCAGAAAUUAGCAUGUAACUGGUAGAUUCUUUAGCGGCAAUAUACUAAAUGCCUCUGUUGAUAUGUAAACUCUUACUUUAACACAGCCACUUCCGUGACCAGUUACAUGCUAAUUCCUCACAUUAACAUCAUGAUAAUCUCCCAGUUACAUGCUUAUUUCUGACUUUAACAUCCUGCUAAUUCUCUCACAUUAACACGGCUUAUUCAAUGCAAAAGUAUUCUGUUGAUAUGUAAACUCCUUUGUCUAGGCGCUCUUCUCCCACCCAGCAUAAAAUACGCUUCCAAGCUUAGCCGUGUUCAUUGGAGCGCUGUCUUUCAGACAGCUCUGUCUUCACCCGAGGACGGCUGCUUGUGUUGUGGCCGAAACGUGAGAAUUUAAUUUUAUUAUGUUUAAUUUUUAUUAUUUCCCUUCUACGUGACUUUACCGAAAGAACCAAGAAGAUGAAUCCCUGCAGUCACGACAGCUUUAAAUCGAAACGCCACAGCAGUUCGAGGCAAUCGCCCUCCGAUAACAACGGGCAGAGGAGCGACGCUCGUAACAACGAGCGGCGUGUUUGGCGGACAACGUAACUUGGCAGUGGGGAGCACAGGUGGUGCAUCUGCCAGUCGUCUCGGUCAACCUACAAACGCCUCGGCCUAUCCUCUCACUUGGCAGUAGCGAGAGCCUUGCACACUCCACAUGGUCUCAACGUCCACCAAGCCUGGCACAGGCGCCGUGGUGAUGUUACAACCAUCUCGUGGUGAAUGGCUGCUGCCCCAAUCGCUUAACGUAGUGAAGUACUCUGAAAUGCCCCCGGCUUGAAGGGCGGGGGUGAUUAUGAGUUGAGUAGUCACUAUGAAUCUACUUAGAGUGGCUAUGCCAUUCCAUGCCUGUGUGCGUACGUGCAGGUGCGUGAGGCUUGUGUAUGGCUGCCCGGGUCGUUGGUAGGUUGUGGCUGUGCGAGAGACGGCCAUUAUAUUGCCUCUCGCCACAGCCAAACCUGAGAAUCGGAUGCACCGGAUGUUUGGCAAGUGUCGGAUAUAAAUAUAUUUGUAUACAGUUUUUAGGAAACGGUGUAAAUAAGUUUUUAGAAAUAAAGGCGGCUCUGUUUACA
Messenger RNA from Lethenteron reissneri (Far Eastern brook lamprey), 4362 nucleotides. RefSeq names its product dual specificity protein kinase CLK2-like. Gene Ontology annotation, molecular function: ATP binding; protein serine/threonine kinase activity; protein tyrosine kinase activity. Gene Ontology annotation, biological process: peptidyl-tyrosine phosphorylation; regulation of RNA splicing. The record is from RefSeq and is a predicted model, not a curated record. Gene Ontology annotation, cellular component: nucleus. Lineage: Eukaryota; Metazoa; Chordata; Hyperoartia; Petromyzontiformes; Petromyzontidae.